CAUGUCGCUUAAAGUGUUUCCUGCGGCGCGGGAUGGAGAAGCGCAUGAAGUUUUCAAAAUGAAUCUUUGUGAUGAAGAUCAAUGUUAUUUAACACAUCUGUGAUGCGAACAUUAAAGUUUAAAAUCUGAGUUGAUUUAUAAUCUGCGACAUGACGCAAAAACAGAGUUUAGAGGUUCGGUUCGUGGCUGAUGAAGAUGUUUUGGAUCAUAUCGUGGAGAAACAACAAGAUGUUAAAGCAGCUCAUGACGGUGUUCAAACCCUGGUCACCCUGAAGACUCCUCAGAAAUCAAAGACAUCUGCUGAGGAGGAUGACGAGGAGAAGGAUGAAGAUGUCUUGAAUGAGCAGACCUAUGUGGAAGCUCUCGGCACACAAGAUGAGAGUGAAAGUGGAGCGUUAGCUGGCGGAUCUUCUGUCUUCACCUUUCAGACCAUCAAACGAGCCAAAAAGAUGUCUCGGAUAGCGUCUGAAUGGGCCCGGACGCCUGGGAAAAGCGUGACGUUCUGCUCAUCAGACACAAACGAGGACUCUGUGAGCCCGACCCGCGCCACAAAAAAAUCGGCCAAUCAGAACAAGACUCCUCAGAAGGGAAAGAAAGUGCAGUUCAUCUCAACGACCCCACACAGACUGCGCAAACGCAUGUCAGCACCAGCACUGAGGUCAGAGAGUGAAAGUGAUUUCUCACCGUCAAACUCUGAGGAAGAUGAAGCUGAAGAACUGGAGUCCAAGCAAGACGUCCAGCCCAAAACCCCCAGCAAAACCACAGCCAGCGCCCUCUAUAAAACACCCAGCAAGAAGAACAAGAAACUACCUGAGUCUGAUUUGGUGGAUGAAUAUUUCGAGGCUCACAGCAGCUCUAAAGUUCUGACGUCCGAUCGGACUCUUCAGAAACUCCAGACACCUCAGCUGGAUCGGGAGACUCUGCUCAGUCUCUUGGCUGAAAAGCCUCAGUGUUACGCUGAAGAAAUAAAACAGCUGAACGAGAAACAUGAGAAGAACUUCAACAAGUGGAUGCUGCAGCUACACAUGGGUUUUAAUAUCCUGAUCUUCGGUCUGGGGUCAAAGAAGCUUCUACUGGAGAAGUUUCGCAGGUCUAUGCUGUCAGACUUUGAUCAUCUGGUGGUCAACGGCUUUUUUCCCAGCAUGACCCUCAAAUCGAUAUUAAACAGCAUCACUGGAGAUAUUCUGGAGCAUGAUGGGACGUUCCGUAACCCGAGCGACCAGAUCGACUUCAUUGUGAACACUCUUAAAGAAGACCCAGACAAUCACAUCUUUCUGAUUAUUAAUAACAUUGACGGGGCCAUGCUGAGAGGUGACAGAAACCAGCAGGCACUGGGACAGCUGGCGUCCAUUCCCAACAUGCACUUGGUGGCUUCCAUCGACCACAUCAAUGCUCCGCUCAUCUGGGAUCAAGCAAAGAUGAGUUUGUUUAACUGGCUGUGGUACGAGACCACCACAUACAUGCCCUACACUGAAGAGACCUCGUAUGAGAACUCACUGCUCGUCCAGCAGACGGGAGCGCUCGCACUGAGCUCACUGACACACGUCCUGCGCAGCCUCACACCAAAUGCCAGGGGGAUCUUCAGAUUACUUGCAGAGUUUCAGUUGGAGAACAAAGACAAUCCUGCAUACACAGGUUUGUCUUUCCAGGAUUUUUACCAGCGCUGUCGUGAAUCUUUCCUGGUGAACAGUGACAUCACGCUCCGCACGCAGCUCACAGAAUUCAGAGAUCAUAAACUGAUCCGGACCAAAAAGGGAGCGGACGGGGUGGAAUAUCUGCUCAUCCCUGUUGAUAACGGGACACUGACGGACUUUCUGGAGAGGAGCGAUACAGACUGACUGUUGUGGAUAAGAUUAAUCAUGUACAUAAAACUGUAAAAGAACAUGAAGAGAAAACAAUAAACAUUCUUGUUUAUGCAUA
This is a messenger RNA of Triplophysa dalaica, 1920 nucleotides long. It is a transcript of the gene orc2, whose product is annotated as origin recognition complex, subunit 2. Bases 150 to 1838 code for a protein of 562 amino acids. Gene Ontology annotation, biological process: DNA replication. Gene Ontology annotation, cellular component: nuclear origin of replication recognition complex; nucleus. Lineage: Eukaryota; Metazoa; Chordata; Actinopteri; Cypriniformes; Nemacheilidae. The record is from RefSeq and is a predicted model, not a curated record. Gene Ontology annotation, molecular function: DNA replication origin binding. The transcript has 16 exons.